CCUCUCCCUUCGGCGCUUCACCUAUCAUCAGAGUCCGCUUUGGAUAGGUGAAGCAGCGCUGGAGAGAAGCAUUGCUGCUGACGGAGAGGUACGGUCAGCAGACAUCUCUCGAAAUGCUUUUUGUCAUAUUGUGGUGGAGAUUUUGCAUUAUCCUACAAUUAAGUUCACUUCCAAGUUCCUUGUCUCCUAAAAGUCGAGCAUGCAGAGGUAUUUGUGUGCUCACGUAGUAUUUCCGAUUUGAUAGUACGAUAAAAACUAGAGGAAGGAGCGCGGGCAGGAAUCAUGGCACAGCUCAGAACGGGAAUUAUGAUUGUGGCUUUUCUGAUUGUGCCCUUCUUGCAAACCUCCGAGGCCUUGGAUUUCCUCUUCUGGGAUGGACCAACGUGCACCGGCUUCGUGCAAUCCCUCUGCACCGCCAUCAGCAACGACACUUGCUGCAUCGCAGAUAAUGCCUACCAGUCAGUGCAGGUCCAGGAAGGGGAUCCAUGCAAAUCGGCCACCACCUUCAAAGACGGAGAUUGUGCUGCCAAUGUCACAGUUACCACAACCACUGGUAAUGUAUGCUUCGACAGCGGUGGACCCACUUACACCGCGGCUAGCUGGACGCCCUUGCCUUGCAUUAAUGGCACCCCCAUCGUAGUUCCCAUCAACACGAGCACAAACGGGACGACCGAUAAUGGGACAUUCAAUGGAAGUACGCCCACCGUUCGCCGGAGGGCUCUGUUGAGUACUCUUCGUGGGCAGGAGGCCAUUCCAGAACGUGAUUUAACCAGCCAAGCCCGACCGGAUCACAAUGUAAUCUACUACCGAGAAGGUCCAACGAUGGGGAUCUGGAGCCUUUCCAGCGGUGGUGCUAGUAAAGCGGAGCUUCUGGAGCAACUUUCGAGUGUGCCGGACGAGGACAAAGUGUCCUGGUUGUUCUCUCAUGGCGCUACGUACGAUGAUGCAAUGGAAGGAGAGUUGUUGGAGAUUGUAGAGGCGUAAUUUGUCGACUUCAUAGAGAUGUUGCUGAUUGAUUGCUUCGGUUCAACCUGUAAUUAUAGAGGAGGGGUUUAUUAUCUGAUUUUUAUUCGGUCGAGGAUUCCAGUAGAUAAUGAAAGUCGAGGUAGGGUGUGACAUCUGCCUCAACAGCCAUGCAGGCCUGUACCGUAGCACGAUCAUGUUUCUGCACUUCACUUGGGAAUAAGGUCAAACGACUUAUGAACUGAAAAGAGCA
Molecule: messenger RNA, 1216 nt
Organism: Marchantia polymorpha subsp. ruderalis
Lineage: Eukaryota; Viridiplantae; Streptophyta; Marchantiopsida; Marchantiales; Marchantiaceae
Source: the annotation of a GenBank genome assembly